Symsagittifera roscoffensis is the source of this 837-nucleotide messenger RNA. RefSeq lists its product as uncharacterized. Bases 123 to 815 code for a protein of 230 amino acids. NCBI's taxonomy places the organism in Eukaryota, Metazoa, Xenacoelomorpha, Acoela, Convolutidae. The record is from RefSeq and is a predicted model, not a curated record. The transcript is spliced from 7 exons.
UCACUCAUUAUUCUAUUAUUUCUAGACAACAAUUAGAGUCAAACAUUUGCUGUCUUAUGAGCAUCAUUAAGUUAUUAGUUAUUCAAUAUAAAACAGUAGUUAGUUAGUAAUAGUUAAUAAUUAUGAGUGUCCUUGACGAUAGAAUAAGACAGUACUCAGGGUCAAUCCAUCGGAAGACAUCGAGCAGCACUCAAAAGUCAAAGUCAAAGGUCAAUUUGAUGGCACUAGGUGGUGACCCAAGAAUAUAUGGAGUGCAUUCCAGAAGAGAUGCUCUGGUCAUGAUUCCAGAAGUGCUCAAUCCAAAUACUGUAUCAAGGUUCGAAAAUUUAAUCGAUGAGGCCUUUCAAAAUCCCAGAGAUGCGAAAAACAUUUUGCGAGCAAACGAAUACAUCAAAGAAUUGAUGGAAGUCAAUAACUUCACUGGAGACAAAAUUGUCAGCAUUUUGGAGGAGAGGCUGCGUUACAACUUGCAGCUGAAGUUGACUCUGAAUCUGGAUGCGAAUGUAGAGAUUCUUGCUGAGUUCCUCGGGGACAGGUGGGACGAAUACUACAACCUCCUCGUGCCUCUCUUCUGCAUCGCACUCAACGCUAAAGGAAUACACAUGAGAAAGGGUUUCUUCCGAGUUUUCGCCGAGGAGCUUCUGACAAAUGAAAGUGUCUUGUUCAAUUUUUCAGAACUGUUGAGGACUUCUAUCAAACUGCGCAACAUGCUCGUCAUCCUAAAUAUGAAUGCCUUCGAUGGACAGUUCUCACGAGAGGGAUCAGAGAAACUCACUUCAUUCAUCAGACUAAUCCACAGCUUCACUGCGACAUAGGCUAUUCAUUUGUUUCUGCGUC